AUGUCGGCCAACUCUCUUCAGCUCUCCGAGUACCUCGAGAAGGUGCAGGGGACGACAUUCAGACGUCUCUACCAGCAGCCCUCGGCCGCAUUCGCAGUGUUCCGGCGCAUGCUGCCACAUCUGGCAAAGACCAUCGUCAUGGCCCUCCUGUACAUGCCGACGCCCCUCUCCGCCAGCGACCUCGACAUCUGGGUGAAGCCGACAUCGAAGAGGCAAAAAGACCAAGCCAUAUCGGUGCUUCAGUCACUUCACAUUAUCCCGAAAGAAGCAUCGACCAUAUCCCUCACCAAGAAUUUCAAGAGCAGUCUGCGCUUGGCUCUCGAGGGUGGCGGAGAUCACAACUCCUUUGGCGUCCCCUCCUCCCUGCCUGUCGCCCCCGAGAUCGAUGUACCGUACCUCGACAAUUGGGCUCGACAGAGAUGGGAUUCGAUAUUGCACUAUGUCGUCAACUCCGUGGGUAUCAGUGACGGAUCCCGCAUGACUGGCGACAAGACAAACGGACCCAACGCGGCAGUAAAGGAGCUAUUGAUUGGGGGACGUCUAGUCGAGCGAAGGAGCACGAGCGUACACAUAACACAAGCUGGCUUCACAUUCCUUUUACAAGAGGCAAAUGCACAAGUCUGGACCCUUCUUUUGUUGUGGCUCGAAGCCGCCGAAACAAAUCCCAGGGCAGGUCUGGAUCAUGUCGACAUGCUGUCCUUCCUCUUCCUGUUGGCCUCUCUGGAGCUCGGUCGCGCGUACAGCACCGAUGCGCUGACGGAGUCGCGGCGAAACAUGUUGCCCUUCUUGGUGGAUUUCGGUUUAGUGUUUAUUCCCCGAAACGACAACAAGUCAUUCUUUCCAACACGCCUGGCUACUACACUCACGAGUAGCGAGAGCAGUCUCCGCAGCGUCAGUGCGGGAUUCACAGCUGCCAGCGAAGGGAUGGCCGAUUCACAGGACAAGAAUGCCGUCAUCCUGGAGACCAACUUUAGAAUAUACGCAUACACCUCAUCGCCGCUCCAAAUCGCCGUCUUGGCCCUUUUCUGCGAGCUGAAAAUGCGCUUCAGAGAGCUCGUCUCUGGUCGCCUCACCCGCAACUCGAUCCGCCGGGCCGUAGAUAUGGGUAUCACUUCGGACCAAAUUAUUUCGUACCUAGCCACGCACGCACACGAGCAGAUGCAUCGUGUCGCAGCAUCGUCCAAGAAGCCCCUUUUGCCUCCCGUUAUUGUAGAUCAAAUUCGCCUAUGGCAACUGGACACGGAGCGUAUGACAGCGACUCCGGGCUUUCUCUUUAUGGAUUUUGACUCGGUCAAGGAGUACGAGCAAGUCAGACAAUUUGCAGAGACUGUUGGCGUUUUAAAGUGGGCAGAUGAUAAGAAGGGCAUGUUCUUUGCCAACAAGGUUGAGCAAAUUAGAGAUUUCAUGAAAAACCGACGAAAGGACGAUCAGUGA
Molecule: messenger RNA, 1434 nt
Organism: Pestalotiopsis fici W106-1
Lineage: Eukaryota; Fungi; Ascomycota; Sordariomycetes; Amphisphaeriales; Sporocadaceae
Exons: 1
Coding region: 1-1434 (477 amino acids)
Biological process (GO): nucleotide-excision repair
Cellular component (GO): transcription factor TFIIH holo complex; transcription factor TFIIH core complex
Molecular function (GO): ATPase activator activity; double-stranded DNA binding
Source: RefSeq, a predicted model, not a curated record